CAUGAGGCAGGCAGCGCUUGACUAGCAGCAGCCCCAAUAUCUUUUUUUUCCUCACACUGAGCAAUAUUGGUGAUACUGUGCGUUGCUGCUGCAACAAUGUCUAACCUGUGUGAGUGGCACGUGAUAUCAGACCAGAGUUGAGAGAGGGGAAAGGACAUCUGUGCCUGCUUUUUUGUCAUCUGGAUGGGAAGUCUUUUUUGGGAGGAGAGACAGAAGAAAACAGAAGGCAGCCGGGGAAGGGGAACAACUGGCAAUAGCCAAUCCCCCCUUCCACGUAUAGACUGGAAACAACGGAGGCCACUGGAGUAUUUGCUUUUAUCUUUCGUUUUUUGUUCUUUUUUUUCCUCAUCGCGCUGCUGGGAGGUGCUUUACCUUUUCAUUUGGUCGCUCUCUCAGUCCUCUGUCUUCUCAUCUAUUUUGCCAUUUACCUGGUCAACAAUUUCUUCUAUUUAUGAGCCAGACAAGGAGGGAGAGAGAGAGGCAGAGAGACAGAGAAAAAGAGAAAGAGAAAGAGGAGGGGGAUUUUUUAUUUUCCCCUUUUAUUCUCUUUUUUUUGUCCCCUUCAUCCAUUCUUCCUUCCCUGUCCAUCGCUAUCACUUCCAGCCUUUUCUAUCCCUGUGCAGCCCACGCUCCCUCCUCCCUUCACCGCCUCCCUUCUCCUCCACCCCCACCCCCCACCCCCCCACCACCACUCCACUCGCUGUCCACCCGUAACUUUGGCUACUUUUUUUGACUCCACCAGUGUUUUAAUUUCCUCACUUUAAAAACCUCCUUAUAGAGACAUUUUAAUUGGCUUGCUUGUCUUUUCUAUUUAUGCCUUUUUCACUUUUGUACCUUUUCCUAUUUCCUAUUUCCCCCUCCUCUUUUUUCCUCCUACCACCCUAUGCAUCUUUUUUGGGCGAUUCUUAAUUCUAACCAUAGACUGGCGGACGUCAGAAAAACAAGCGACGCCAAACAUCUCUUCGGAGUGAAGGAGAGAACCGAAGUGAAGCUGCUCCUGUGGAGUACAAUUACCUAGAAAUUGCUGCUUUACCCUCUUGACCUGUCGAGGAUUUUACCUAAAACUGCUUUUAGCCUCCCUCAGUCUGAGGCUAUGAGAGGGAGAGAGGAGUCCCAGGCCGCACCAUCAUGCUACUUCUGAGACGCAGGGAUGAGACUUUGGCUGGCAAAACACAAGGUAUUACUCUCCCACUCCUCCACCAUGCCUGUCUGCGGCUGCCGCAGCCCCUCCUUGCCCCGUGGCCAAGCCGGGGCCUCCUCCUCCACCCCCUCGGUCACCCAGGAGCAAGAGAGGCAAGUCCGACCACAGCAUCCACCCCCUCCUCCAUCACUCCACCGCCACACCAGCGCCUCUCACUGCCUCUCCCUUCUACUCCUGCUGCUUUGCCUUCUUCACCUGCGGCCGGGGGCCUGCUACUCACGGAGAGAGAAGGUUGGGGGAGGCGGCGGCGGAGGCGGCCACUACGUCCCCAUCCCCCAGCCCCCUCCCCACCACAUGGCCCUGCCCAACAUCCUGCGUGGCCUCAGCAUCGCCGUUGUCCUGGUGGGCAACUCCAGCGAGGUGGCGCUGGCCGGCACUCGGGAGAAGGACUUCCUCCACAUGGCGCCCAAUGUGGAGGUGCUGACUAUGAAUGAAACGGACCCUAAAAGCAUCAUCAAGAGCAUCUGUGACCUCAUGACGGAGCACUGGCUGCAGGGCGUGGUGUUUGGGGACGACACCGACCAGGAGGCAAUCGCCCAAAUCCUCGAUUUCAUUUCAGCCCAGACCCAUAUCCCCAUCCUUGGAGUCCGCGGGGGCUCCUCCAUGAUCAUGGCUGCAAAGGACGACGACUCCAUGUUCUUUCAAUUUGGCCCCUCCAUCGAACAGCAGGCUUCGGUCAUGCUCAACAUCAUGGAGGAAUACGACUGGUACAUCUUCUCCAUCGUCACCACGUACUACCCGGGUUACCAGGACUUUGUCACCAAGGUCCGUAGCACCAUCGAGAACAGCUUUGUGGGCUGGGAGCUGGAGGAAGUUUUACUACUUGACAUGUCCGUAGAUGACGGAGAUUCAAAGAUCCAAAACCAGCUGAAGAAGCUCCAGAGCCCCGUCAUUCUUCUCUACUGCACAAAAGAGGAGGCCAACACCAUCUUCGAGGUGGCCCACUCUGUUGGGAUCACUGGCUACGGCUACACAUGGAUAGUGCCCUCGCUGGUAGCGGGAGACACUAUUGUAGUGCCUGCAGAGUUCCCUACAGGCCUGCUCUCCGUGUCCUAUGACGAGUGGGACUACAACCUAGAGGCCCGCGUUCGCGAUGGCGUGGCCAUCAUCACUAUGGCGACCUCCACCAUGAUGAUGGACCGCGGGCCUCACACCCUGCUGAAGUCCGAGUGCCACGGAGCUCCUGACAAGAAGACCCCCAUCUCAGGCAACCCCAACGAAGUGCUCAGGUACCUGAUGAAUGUGACGUUUGAGGGGCGUAAUCUGUCGUUCAGCGAGGACGGAUACCAGAUGCACCCCAAGCUGGUCAUCAUUCUGCUCAACAAGGAGAGGCAGUGGGAGAGGGUGGGUAAAUGGGAGAAUGGUUCCCUGUCCAUGAAGUACCACGUGUGGCCUCGCUAUGAACUAUAUGGUGGGGCAGCAAACAGAGAGGAUGACCACCUGUCCAUCGUGACGUUGGAGGAGGCUCCGUUCGUCAUUGUGGAAGACGUGGAUCCACUCAGCGGGACCUGCAUGAGGAACACCGUACCCUGCCGGAAACAGAUCAAAACACUCAAUCAAACGAAGGAUUCAGGGAUCUACAUAAAGCGUUGCUGUAAAGGAUUCUGCAUUGACAUCCUGAAGAAGAUUGCCAAGACGGUGAAGUUCACCUACGACCUUUACCUGGUAACGAACGGCAAACACGGCAAGAAGAUCAAUGGAACGUGGAACGGCAUGGUGGGAGAGGUGGUGUUAAAAAAUGCCCACAUGGCCGUCGGCUCCUUGACCAUCAACGAGGAGAGGUCAGAGGUCAUCGACUUUUCCAUGCCCUUCAUCGAGACGGGCAUCAGCGUCAUGGUCUCCCGUAGCAACGGCACCGUUUCGCCCUCGGCCUUCUUAGAGCCCUUCAGUGCGGAUGUGUGGGUGAUGAUGUUCGUGAUGCUGUUGCUGGUGUCAGCAAUGGCUGUGUUUAUAUUCGAGUACUGCAGCCCUGUGGGCUACAACCGCUGUCUGGCUGACGGCAAAGAGCCUCACGGUCCAUCCUUCACCAUCGGUAAGGCCAUCUGGCUGCUGUGGGGUCUGGUCUUUAACAACUCUGUGCCGGUGCAGAACCCCAAAGGCACCACCAGUAAGAUCAUGGUGUCAGUGUGGGCCUUCUUUGCUGUCAUCUUCUUGGCCUCCUACACUGCCAACCUGGCUGCUUUCAUGAUCCAGGAGGAAUAUGUGGACCAGGUCACUGGUCUCUCUGACAAGAAGUUCCAGAGUCCCAACGACUUCUCGCCUCCGUUUCGGUUCGGCACCGUCCCAAACGGGAGUACGGAGAGAAACAUUAGGAACAACUAUCCAGAAAUGCACGGCUACAUGACAAAGUUCCAUCAGAGAAACGUCAACGAGGCUCUGCAGAGUCUCAAAGCCGGCAAACUAGACGCUUUCAUUUACGAUGCGGCCGUACUGAACUACAUGGCCGGCAGGGACGAGGGCUGUAAGCUGGUGACCAUUGGCAGCGGCUACAUCUUCGCCACCACGGGGUACGGCAUUGCCAUCCAGAAGGAGUCGAUCUGGAAGAGACACGUGGACCUGGCAAUCCUGCAGCUCUUUGGAGACGGUGAGAUGGAGGAGCUGGAGUCCCUGUGGCUGACGGGAAUCUGCCACCACGAGAAGAACGAGGUGAUGUCCAGCCAGCUGGACAUUGACAACAUGGCUGGUGUCUUCUACAUGCUCGGCGCCGCCAUGGCUCUGUCGCUCAUCACCUUCAUCUGCGAGCACUGGUUCUACUGGCAGCUGCGCUUCUGCUUCAUGGGCGUCUGCUCCGGCCAGCCCGGCUUCGUCUUCUCCAUUAGCAGGGGUAUCUACAGCUGUAUCCAUGGGGUGCAGAUUGAGGAGAAGAGCAGCUCGGCAUUGAACUCUCCAUCAGCCACCAUGAACAACACCCAUUCCAACAUCAUGCGCCUCUUACGCACCGCCAAGAACAUGGCCUCUCUGUCGGGGGUGAACGGCUCACCCCACAGCGCUCUGGACUUCAUCCGCCGCGAAUCCUCCGUUUAUGACAUCUCUGAACAUCGGCGCAGCUUGGCGGGCCACUCAGACUGCAAGCCACCUUACCCACCAGAAGACAACAUGUUUAGCGACUACAUCAGUGAGGUGGAGAGGACGUUUGGCAACCUCCACCUGAAGGACAGCAAUCUGUACCAGGACCAUUACCUGCACCACCAUGGCUCGACACUCGGGCUCAGUGGACCGCCUCCCAACAGGCCUCACAGUAUGGGCAGUGCUAGUUCUCUGGAGGGGGGCAUGUUCGACUGUGAUAGCCUGGGCGGAGGGGUGGCACCUAUUUUCACCACCCAGCCCUGUUCAGCACUGACCCAUAGGAACAUGAGCAAAUUUGAUUUGCUGUCCGGACAGACUCCUCCCUCAAGCCAGAGCUUCAAGGGAGGCCUGCCAGACUUGUACGGGAAGUUCUCCUUCAAAGGAGGUGCCUCAAGCUCCACAUUUAUCCCUGGGCAUGGCUACUGUGGAGGGAGAGGAGAGGAAGAUGGGAAUAUACGGUCAGAUGUCUCGGACAUCUCCACGCACACAGUAACUUAUGGAAACCUGGAGGGUAAUGCCAAGAAGCGCAAACAAUACCGCGAUAGUCUGAAAAAGAGGCCGGCCUCUGCCAAGUCCAGACGGGAGCUGGACGAGAUUGAGCUGGGCUACAGGAGAAAACCUUACCACAUCAGCCACCACCACUACCACGGCCACCGCUCUACCUCCCCACCGCUUUUGCCCACUGAACGAAAGAGAGGAGGAGGUGGAGGAAACAACGACGGGAACUCGUAUAUCUUCAGAGAGAAGGAGAGCGUUAGGGAUUUCUAUUUGGACCAGUUUCGGCCCAAAGAGGGCGUCCCUCAAUGGGAACAUGUGGACCUGACAGAGGGCCCUGGGAAUAGGGAUGGAGGAGUGGGAACCUGCACCACCCUGGUUCCUGUGGAUGACUUUCUUAAGAGCAAACCCAAAAAGUCAGAUUCAAAGAGUGGCGGAGGAUCUGGGCUGGCAGGAGGAGAGUGGGAGUGCAGGAACUGUCGAGCUAGCGGGGGAGGAGUGGGCAAGCAGAUGUCCAUGCACGGAGGAGGGGGUGGUGGUGUGUAUGGUGGUGGUAUGAGUUGCGGGACUUCAGGAGGUGGAGGAAACAGCCGCCCCAGCUCUGCGACCUGCAUGCGCUGCGAGGGUUGUAAAAAGACAGGAAACCUCUACGAUAUAAGCGAGGACAACAACCACCUCUUGGAACAGAUGGGGGGAGGGAAAGGUGUGGGCGGAGGAGGAGGAGGUAUGGGCGCAGGCCCUCAAUCUCAGGGCCAGCAGAGGAGGAAGGUUGGAGGGUUCGGCAAACCACUGAGGCGGCAGCACUCAUAUGACGCAUUUGUCGACCUUCAGAAAGAAGAGUCAGGCGGGAUGGGAAGUUUGAUGGGGGGCCUGGGAAGUGUUGGAGGGAUGGGUGGCCCAGGUAUGGGAGGGAUGUUGCCCCCACCCAGGAGCGUUAGCUUGAAGGAGAAAGAACGCUACAUGGAGGGCACCAGCCCUUUCGCACACAUAUUUGAGCGUCACGGGGGCUCGGAGCGAGAAAGGGAAAGAGACAGGGACCCAUUAUUUUACGGAGGUGAGGGCCGCAAAAGACCUGGCUCACCAUUCGGCCUGUUCAGAGGCGGUGAGGGCCUCCACCGCCGCUCCAUCGGAGAGAGAGACAUGAGAGACAGGGAUAGGUCUUUGAUGGAAGGAGGAGGUGGGGGAGGGUUCUCUUUAUCCAAAUCUCUUUACCCGGACAGGGUAAACCAAAACCCCUUUAUACCCACCUUUGGCGAUGACCAGUGUCUGAUGCACGGAGCUAAACAAUAUUACAUGAAAAAGCAACAGCAACAGCAACAAGUUGCCAAAAACAGCCGAAGUGACUUCAGGAGCCAGAUGAGCACGACGUCAUAUCUGCCGGCGUCCGCCACGGCCGGGGUUAUGUCCAACGUGACCCCUCGGUUCCCUAAAGAGCUCAGCCUUGGUGGAAUGAACCACCACGGCUCCAUGCUGGGGGUCGGCCCUCCGCGUCCCUUCAAUGGAAGCAAUGGCCAUGUGUACGAGAAACUCUCCAGCAUUGAGUCUGACGUGUGAGAGCAAAAAUGGGGGAAGAGGGGUGGACGAUGGCAAGGGAGGAGGAGGGGAGGAAUAGAGGUGUGUAGUGUUAGGAGAUAUGGGAUGAUUUUUCAGACACUGUCCACACACUGCAACCCUAGCCCCAUAUUGGGACAGCAUGGUGAGGUAUGAGAGGAGAGAGCUGUGAAAAUAACAGUAAGGGGAAAAUCUUGAUUUUGUAAGAAAAUCUGGGUACAAAAAUCAGCACACCCUGAGGAGGUGUGGGAUGUUAACCCUCUCUCAGAAAUGGCCAAAGCUACUUUUAUGUCCAAACACAGUCAAUUAACAUUCCCCUCAACAUCACAAAUGCACUCAACUCCAAGCCCAUCAUUUGAUCCACCAGUGAGGCAGAAGUCAAUGUACUUAGAGAGGCGACACCUCAUCUUAGUCUGCUAUUGGACGCGUGAGCCUGGUGCGAUGGCUGUCUCAGAGCUCCCGCCGAGAGCUCCGGAGGAAAGGCUGCGAGAGCGAGCUGCCCAUCUGCCACUGUGUCACCACAGAAAGGAGACAUUGUCACGUUUACCCCGAGCCGCAACACAGGAGAUGACUAGUGCUUAUCUCUCUGGAAGGAGACGGCACCGGCCUGUCCGUCUCCUCUUCUCUCCGUCCUGCACUCAUCCAACUUUUCUCUUCACCCCCGCUCCUCCUUCUCAUCCCUGACGCCAAAAGAGCUGAUCUUGUUUGCUAUGAGAAAUACAAUCAUGAAUGAUAAUAAGAUAUUCUUAUAGAAAAAAACAGGGUAUAAGAACAACAAUAAUAUUGUGAAUAACAAAGAUGUUAGUGCUGAUUAUGAUAACACUGCUUAUGAUAUCACUUAAGUUUUUCUUGUUUUAUGUUUCUGUUGGUAUAAUAAUUCACUACUGUUUUAGUAUCUGUAGUUGUAUCCUGUGAGCCCCGGGUGGCGGCAGGAAGGUUGUUCUAAGUUCAACCAACAAGCCAGAAAGACUGAGUCCUUAACUCCUCUUUUUCUGUUUUCUGUAGAAUAUUUUUACGCCAUGUUCAUACAUUUAUUUGCUCCUCGUGGAAAAACAGGAUCUGGAAGACACGUUUAGAGCUGACAGAUCCUUUAUUUGAUGUUUUCAAGACAUUACAAGUCAAGUGCUCACACACACACUUAAACACAUGCAGAUUUUGUAACUUGUGUUACUGUGAACGACGCGUUUCGUCCGAAGCUAAAGAUCCUGAGAGGAAGGACGUGCCUUAAUGGUCUCCAGUGGAUGCGUCCUCCUGUUCAACGCGCGGUCCUCGCGCAACCAGGCAGCACCGGGACGGACCGGCAUGCUUUUCAGGCUGCUCGGUGUUCUCUUCACGUUUAUGAGCCAAAACUGCAGUGAAAAUUUAUGCUUGAGACGGUGCAGCCGAUGGUUUCGAUACAAGAGAUGUUUUAUAACUUCGUAAAAAUUAUUUCAUACGUCGAGUUUGGGCAACGCUUUACGAACCAGAUGCAUUCAGGAUGUCAUGGAUAGACCGACGCUUCUCACUUCACAACACGGCAGCCUUUAGACCACUUAUUUUAUUCAGGUUACAUGAUAACAGUCACCAGGCACUCACUUUUUUUCAGGCCUCUCACCGGUAUCUCGUUGAAGGCGUUACUUUCCACUUACAGGCGCACAUAAAAAGCUUUGUUUGUACAUUGUGUAUGAUUUAAUAUAUGCACUGUUGUUAAUGUUGCCGAAAUGCAACAAAAAUGUGUAGAAGAACUGUUGUUGCCCCUCGACAAUGAUGCCGAUUGAAGCUUGAGCCGAGGAGGGUGUCUAUUUGAGAAAAGGCCAUAUUUGCGAUAGCUUUCCGGGCUUUUCACUUUGACUGAUGUAGAUAUAGUCUUUAUUCGCUGGAGAGGCCUCAUUUAUUGCACAGGACCUUUUUACUCAGUGUAGGUUCAGGCACUCAGUAGACAUGCCUUAUCAUCCCAUCACCCCCCGCACCCCCAUGCAGAGCUGUCUGAUGAUGACUCAUCAUAUUACUGUAGAAAAUAAAGAAGCCUCUAUUAGUUAUUUAAAGGUUUGAUCUUCGAUUAGCUGGCCGUGUCAGAAGUUCAAGGGCUGCAGGAGAUUGCGCAGGACUGCUGACUUGAGACUGGAGCUGCUGGAGUGUGUAGAUUGAUCUUUGUCAUUGAGGACAUCUAUCUUAUACUCUAAUCUAUUAUGCACCAAUGUAAUAGGUUGGUGUGCAUGUGUGUGUGUGAGUGUGUGUGUAAAGGGGAAUCAAAUCACGAUUGAAUGAUAACAGUUGCCCCCCCCCCCCCCCACUAACCUGCUGAUAACUAUUCAUAAUCUCAACCCCCCCUCCCUUCGCUCCACAGAUAACACCGUCAAAGUGAGACUGAUCGAGUUAGCCUUAAAUCAAACAGAUCCAUCUACCCCUCCCCCCUCCCCCUCCCCCAUGACUCUCCUAAUAAAUAGAUUGGGAUCUCUGGAAUUUUUAUACGCACACAUUUUUGAAAGUUCAGGUUCAACCAUUAUCAGCGAGACGGUUUAAGAAUGAUAACAGGAAACGACGAGGAAAUAAGAAGGAGCAGAAGAGAGACUUCGGUGUGGGCAUCAAUCAGCGUCAGCAUUUGUACGUUAAAUCUUUUCCUUGUAAAUAAUCUAUUUAAAACUCUUUUCACUUUGUACAGUAAACAGACAGACAGGAUGUAACUUUCAAUAUGUUUUACAGCAAUUUAAGAAAUAAACAAAACAAUAAUAAAAACUCAUAAAAACAAAAAAUAUACAAACAAAAAUAUGCAAAAUAUAGUUAAGACACAAAUAUUACUAAUCAUAAGUGAUAUAAUUGAACCUUUUUUCUUUAAAUCUCAUGUUUAAUUAUAAUAGUUUACCAAUCAGUAUACUGAUUAUGUUAAGAAUUAUGCUUUUUUUCAUAUUUUCACUAAAGUGUUGGAAAUCGAGGAUAAUUUACUGUAGGUGUAGACGUUUGGUGAUAAAGGGGGAAAGUUUAGUUUUAGGAGUCUUUGCUAAGUUUCCCUUGAAUUGUGUUAGAUUCUCUCUUUUUAAGGUAAGCUCUUCUUCAUGCUUUUUGAGAUAAAUUAAAUUAUCUACACAUUUAUGGAAUACAAUAUUACAUGUAUACAUAGAUGAUAUUUGCAUAUAGAGGCAGUAUAUUGUGAUCAUUCAUUUUUAAGCAGCAAUCCUUGUUAAAAAUUUACAAGAUAUUUGUGUUUUUGUUGCCCGUUUUUUUUUUACCUGGGCUCUAACAGUGAUUGCACACAGAAUUUAGAGCCAUUGUCGGCCCGGCCUAUCCUGUUCCCUCUCUCUGUUUGGGAUAGACAUCACUGUGGUAAAGGAUAUACAUGCACACAUAUAUAAACACAUGCACACACACACAAAUGCGCGCUGGACAUUCCCCAUUGUUGAUGUUGCUAAUAUUGCCGAGGAUUUCAGCGCAAUAUUGUGGAAAUCCAAGAGCGAGUGUAGUUUCAUCUUAUUGAGAAUCCAUUUGAAGCCGAAAUGCAUUUGUGCAACCCCUUAUUAAAAGGUGCAACAUUUGUUCUGUCAUGUCUCAUUUAAUGUAGACUUUUGCUUCAGGGGAAUCAACUGAUGUUGCUAUAUUUUAGCUCACAUAUUACUAAACUGUAUUAUUUGACAGCUGAAAACACUUAAAAAGUGUUGGAUUCUAAUUUAUUUUUGUGCAACUCUGUGCACUGCUAUGUUUCUCAGUAUGAGACGAGAAAUAUCAUUUGUAAUUUGUUGUGUACAUAUGCAAUGUCCCUGUGCAGUCAGAAAUUAUUUCCUCCGCUCUUCUUCUGUAUGAUACUGAUUCCAAUAAGUCUCUAUAAUCUUCACCCCAGCCCUGAGAGAAGAAAUUCAUCUCUCUUCUGUUUUUCUCCUUAACUGCUUUCAUGUCUACAGGUUUGAUUGAAAAGUGAAAAAUGUAUCCGUGUGCACGUAAACUCUGUUAGGUUUGCAUAUGUUUCAUACCACGUUCCGUCUCCUCAUUCGCAAUAAACAGGAAAAGCUGUUACUGUACACUGUAUGUGCCAAGUCAUCACUUCCUGUUGUUUUUUUCAUGCACUAGAAGGGCGAGAUACUAUAUAGGGCCAGUUUCCAGCUGCUGGUUGGGAAGUCGAGGUGCACCUGACACUGUGGUAAACAUGCUAUCAUCAGGCCUUUACCACCUCCAGCUGCUCUGCUCUGCAGCCAGUGUGUGCAGGUCGGGGCAGUGAUGCAGAGUAAACGUGGCUCAUCAGAAGUCUUUAUUUCCCUCACGGGCGAAUUGGUCUCGGGCUCACUUCUCUACACACGAGCAUGCCACGACACAUUUGUUCAAAUGGGUCGUGUAGAGCAAAACACUGUGUCACAUUUUUACAACACAAAAAAAUGGCUACGGCAAGUUAGUAAGGCAGGAACAUCCAGAAGGUGGAGGAUGUGAAUAUCACCUCAGCUUGAUGAGUGUUUUUCUGUCAGGGAUAAUGACACAUGGGACCAAAUAAGAGCAUGACUUGGUCAGCUACAGGGAUCGAUGUACCGGUUAAACUGACUCGUGAACAUUUAUUUUUGUGUUUUGGAGGAAAGGUAUUUGAAAUCAAUAUUUCUAACAUAUUAAGUUGCUUACCUCGUAGUUUUUUUUAUCAACAAGUCACAUGCAGAUGGGAAGAAUUAUACUGUGAUUACAUGAUUGAUUUGUUGUGAAGGUCCAUGUAAUUUAGCUGCUUAUAAUUUCCAAUUCACCCUAAUUCAUUGCAGAACUUGGUUACUCAUAUUUUAAAGUUCUAUCUGUGUGUGUGUGUGUGUGUAUUGAUAUUGCUUUAUAUUGAUGCAUACAACAUUUUCUAUUAAAUUAUGUACAGUUUUGUUUGUUUGUUAAUAUUGCUAUUUUCCAUUGUCCUCAUUUAUACAAUUAAGAAUGGAUUGCUUUACCUGAAUGAAAAUGACAUAAGGGGUUGCUACUAAAUGUAUUUCAUAAGGUGAACACACAUCUUGACUGAAACUACAUAGCCUGAUUCAAUUUACUGUGGGUUGACAAAAAUGUAACAUGAAUAGUAUCAAUUGUAUACAUAAAGAUAUACAUAAUAUUAUUCUUGGCCAUUCUUUUCUCUUUUUGUGGCCGUUUUCCUUGAAAUAAAUCCCCAACAUUUUUACACCAUACGAACAGAAAACUACACAAAAACAAAUAAUUGUACAGGUUGUGUAAAUAAUGAAUAUUGGGGGAAAACCUUGUUUUUUUGUAUGGAAACAAUCAAAGUAAUCUCAAUAACGAAAUGAACCACGUCAUGACAAAUUGCAAAAAAACAUCAUUAAGGUACUUCUAAUAAGGAUAAUACUGAUAUCUACGAUUAUAAGUGCUCAAAUAAGACUAUUCUUUCUCUUUGUACAUGAUGAACAAAAUGAAGUGUUGAGUAUUAAUAAUAAAAAACUAUAAGUUUCA
Cottoperca gobio is the source of this 11701-nucleotide messenger RNA. It is a transcript of the gene grin2ba, whose product is annotated as glutamate receptor, ionotropic, N-methyl D-aspartate 2B, genome duplicate a. The coding region runs from base 1151 to 6316 and encodes 1721 amino acids. The record is from RefSeq and is a predicted model, not a curated record. NCBI's taxonomy places the organism in Eukaryota, Metazoa, Chordata, Actinopteri, Perciformes, Bovichtidae. Gene Ontology annotation, biological process: monoatomic ion transport. Gene Ontology annotation, cellular component: membrane. Gene Ontology annotation, molecular function: ligand-gated monoatomic ion channel activity; signaling receptor activity. The transcript is spliced from 17 exons.